Messenger RNA from Xiphophorus hellerii (green swordtail), 2725 nucleotides. It is a transcript of the gene ca8, whose product is annotated as carbonic anhydrase VIII. The record is from RefSeq and is a predicted model, not a curated record. Bases 282 to 1127 code for a protein of 281 amino acids. Gene Ontology annotation, molecular function: zinc ion binding; carbonate dehydratase activity. The transcript has 9 exons. Lineage: Eukaryota; Metazoa; Chordata; Actinopteri; Cyprinodontiformes; Poeciliidae.
GCUCCACUCUCAUCCAUUAGUGGCUUUGUGGACAACAACUAAAGAGAGGGAAGAAGGCGGAUUACAGACUUUUAAGAAUAACAAAGAGGAUAACAACCAACCUAAAGACAAAGUAAUAAGGAAGAAGAAGAAAAAAGAAAGUUAAUACACUUGAAGGAAUCUUCCCAGCAGGCUGAAGAGACUUAACUUUGUCUGCAAGUGAAUGAACUUAAACCAGCGUGACUGAGAGAGCUGGGAACACGGAUCUGUUUCUACCCAAAGCGAAGGAGCUGGAAGGCACCAUGGCCGACAACGUGAACGAGGAGUCAGACUAUGUCCCUGGGAAAGAUGAGCUGGACUGGGGCUACGAGGAAGGUGUAGAAUGGGGACUCCAUUUCCCAGCAGCCAACGGCGAGUACCAGUCUCCGAUUAAUCUCAACUCAAGGGAAGCGCAGUAUGACCCCUCCCUCCUGGAUGCUGGCUUAACACCAAACUACGUGGUGUGUCGAGACUGUGAAGUCAUCAACGACGGGCACACUGUCCACAUCCUUCUCAAGUCGAAGUCAGUGGUUACUGGGGGUCCAUUGCCUAGUGAUCAUGAGUACGAGCUUCACGAGGUUCGAUUCCACUGGGGCAAAGAAAACCAGAGAGGAUCAGAGCACACCGUCAACUUCAAGGCUUUCCCUAUGGAGCUCCAUCUGAUUCACUGGAACAGCACUCUCUUUAACUCACUAGAAGAUGCUUUGGGGAAGAAGAAUGGAAUCCUCAUUAUUGCACUUUUUGUCCAGAUUGGCAAAGAGCACCUGGGUCUAAAGGCCAUCACUGAAGUCCUACAAGACCUGCAGUACAAGGGGAAGAACAAGAUAAUCCCAUGUUUUAACCCCAACACGCUCCUACCUGACCCGCUGCUGAGAGACUACUGGGUGUAUGAAGGAUCUCUGACCACACCGCCUUGUAGUGAAAAAGUGACCUGGAUACUUUUCCGCUAUCCCCUCACCAUCUCGCAGCUACAGAUCGAGGAGUUUCGGAGGUUACGGUCACACAUCAAAGGGGCGGAGCUGCUGGAAGGAAACGACGGGAUGCUGGGGGACAACUUCCGCCCCACCCAGCCGCUCAGUGACAGGAUUGUCCGCGCCGCCUUCCAGUGACUUUCACUUUCCUGUGCCAUCUCAGUGAAACUCUGGGGCCUACACAUACAAAAAUAGAAGAAGGAGAAGAAAACAGAGGAGUGGAAACGGGAAGAAAGAGGGGAAAUUAAUGUGAUAACAGAUCUAAGACAAACUAGAAGAGGAUGAAAAAGCUUUUAGUGUCACCACCUUCACUCCAGGCUUUGUGUGUGUGUGUGUGUGUGUCAGUACAUGUAAGUGCAGCCAUCGUUUUCUGUAUUGUUUCUCACUCCUCCCCGUAUUUUUGCUGUUCACAUCGACUGUUCAUGUGUGUAUUUGUUACACGUUCGGUUUGGGGCGUUAUUGUGUCUGCGUGCUGAAUGUGUGUUGUGACUAAAUGAUGAGGAGUUUCCGCAGUCGUCACAACAGGAUGAAGAAUCGUCCGCAGACGAACAAGAAGCCUGAAAAACACACACUGGGAUACAGUCUCACACACUAACCUGUCAUGUUCUCCAUAUUUUAAUACUCCACUUAAAAUAAUACUAUUAUCAUUCUUAUGAGAUGAAUAUUAAUAAACUUAAAUAUAUAUUAAAAAACUGUUUCAAACGGAAACUGUGAAUAAAUGGCUUCUGAAGUUCUAUGUUCCAGCUCAUUUUCCUUCUUCUGGCAGUGAAUUCAACAUCACUUUCAUCUUUUAAAAUACAAGUGAAAUAAAAAUGAUUGCUUUCAAAUUAACAUAUGAAAACAAUAUGUGGUUGUUUUAAGGUACUAUACAUCAAAUGGAGCUGGUACGAUUUAUAGGAAUGAUGACUGUGACUGGAAAGAAACAAUAAACUACAACUUACUAAAAAAAAAAAAAAAAAAGAGUCUGUACAUGGCCCCCCAAAAAGAGCAUCUUACAUGCCAUUCACAAAGCAAACACAUCUAAUGACAUCCAGAUGGAAACUGGCCAAUCAAGUUAAACAGACAUGGGAAAUACGUUUUUUCUUUAGCGUUAGAGACCAGUUGUUGUCUUUUGACUCACAGCGAGCUUCAGGUGCUGAUAUCAAGACUGUAAGAACUACAGGAGUCCGAUUUGGGGAAGGGUUCCUAAAUCAAUUGCUAGUUUGGAUGUUUGUAACCCUAUAAGUCCUAAACUUAGCGGCGACGAUCCAGCCAAAUUUAUGGUACCGUAAUUUCGCCACACUUUGCGCUAUCUGAAAAAUUCCAACGUUUUUUAAAAUGGGAAACGUUGCUCUUUCCAGCCAUUACGGUAAUUUUACUCCUGUCCUUGGCAGGGAAAUUAAUCAGAGGGGGACUCUUUUUUAAUAGGCGGUAAAUUACGAAAAUGCUAGAUAUGGAAAGUUCCAGUUGUUAUGGAUAAAUGGGCAAAUAUAUUUACUCACAGGACAUUUAAAGAACUGCGUACAAUUAAAAUAAACAAAAAAUAUCCAGGCGGUGGUUUUAAAUUUAGGACAUAAAGGGUUGCAUUUGUAAAAAAAAACAAAACAAAUGAAUACUUUCUGUAUUUCACUGUUUAACUUGAAAAAAGUGUUAAAAUCAAGUCAAAUUGUUUUUUAUUAUAUGGAGUCUAUAUGAAUGUGUACUGCACAAAGUUUUGGUUUAUUGUCAGAAUAAAAAUGAAACUUGUGCAUUCUUGA